AUGGACGAAGAAACUUCAGCGGCAGACUCGCUGCUACACGGCGUCUUCCGCCGACAAGGCUAUCAGUCCCAGAACAUUAGCAAUGGCGGGAUUGUCGAUUACUGGGGUUACGCCGGCCGUGUAGUUCCUUGUACCAACGACGCGGGAACAUGCGAAUACUUCGAAUCCGUCUACGGUGGUCAUGAGCGCGGCAUGCUCUACACUGGUAUCAUCUGGGCAACUCUCGGCGGUAUUCUCUUCGUAUGGGCUAUCGGGCGGCACAUUUGGGCGCCACCAUCCGGCGCCGAAGCCGUCGUUAUGUCCACCAUCACCAAGUCCGCGUCUGGCGAAGAGCGGAAGAAGCCCAAAAUGGAGUCACCUGGCGCUGGUGGUCUUCGUCGCCUGAGGGCUGCGGCCACGGCCACUUGCCGCUACUACACCCUCCCGGAAUCUAUGCGCUUCGUCUUCGGUCGCACAACCCGACUGCAAGUUCUCAUUCUGGCCAUGUUGACCAUCUACCUCGCCAUAUUCUCCUUCAUUGGCAUUUGGUAUAAAGACUGGAUGACACCGGUGAAAGGCUAUGACAAUCUUUACCAGAGACGGUCCUGGCUUGGGGCGUGGUCUGACAGAGUUGGUACACUCGCAUAUGCGUUGACGCCGUUCUCCAUCUUGCUCGCUUCGCGGGAAUCCAUCCUUUCCUUGCUCACCGGCGUGCCGUAUCAGAGCUUCAACUUUCUGCAUCGCUGGCUUGGCUGGAUAAUCGCGAUCCAGGCUCUCGCUCACACGAUCGGCUGGACAAUCAUUGAGAGUGUCUUUUACCAGCCACAGCCCCAGGUAGCCAACAAAUGGAUCAAGCAGUUGUACAUGAUUUGGGGUUGUGUUGCUAGCAUCAUCCUGUUUCUACUCGUCAUCCUGGCCACUCCAUGGGGAGUCCGUCUUACCGGCUACGAAUUCUUUCGAAAGAGUCACUAUGUACUCGCGAUGAUCUACAUUGGCGCAUGUUGGGGUCACUGGCAGCCCCUGAAGGUUUUCAUGGUCCCUGGCCUGGCUAUCUGGCUCGUUGAUCGCGGCGCACGGCUAAUGCACUCGUUUCUCAUUCACUAUCAGUACCUUCCGGAUGGCACCAUGGGCUUCCAGACCGCUCCCGUCAAGAUGACGCUCAUGCCUGAUGCACAGUACGGCGACAUCGUCCGCCUGGACUUCUCUCAGCCUCACGACGUCUGGAAGCCCGGUCAGCACUUCUACAUCUGCUUUGCGAAAUCCAGCGUCUGGCAAUCCCACCCCUUCACCCCGCUGAAUCUUCCUAUUGAACGCGACGGCGUUGUAGAACACGCUUACAUCUUCCGCGCGAAGAAGGGAGAAACCCGCAAGGUUGCGCAGUUGGCAGCCGCAGGAACGACGACUACACCUGUUAUCCUCCAGGGGCCUUACGGCGAGGACCACACCCUCCACCUUACACUCGAUGCUAACGUUCUUUGCAUCGCCGGCGGUACUGGUAUUACCUAUGUCCUCCCUACUCUCCACUGGCUUGUUCGCCAGCCUGCGAAUCCCAACCGCCGAAUCGCUCUCGUCUGGGCCGUCCGUCUCCGGCAAGAUCUUGAAUGGGUACGCGCCGAACUCGAUGCUCUCGCCAACGCAAAGAGCCACGGCAUCAGCAUCACCAUUCACAUAACACGCGAGGAGGGCGAAAGCCUCACCUCUGAGGUUAGCGAGAAGAAUGUCAUCGACCGCGCCCAGUCAUCCUCAAGCCGGAGCAGUAGCAGCCGCGCAAAUGGUCUUGCGAAGGCCUUGGAGAUCCGCGCUAGUGGUAGCCACCCGAGGAUGGCGGACGUUGUAGCUGCUUUCCUGUCCGAGAACAUUCAAGGCCGUACUGCAGUUUUUGCUAGCGGACCGGGAGCUAUGAUUUCCGAUCUGAGGGGCGUUGUAGCAGCGGCAAACUCUGGAGAGCAGGUCUGGAAGGGUAAUGAGAUGGCUGAUGUAGAGCUGAUCUGCGAUAAUAGACUAGAGUGGUAG
Molecule: messenger RNA, 1992 nt
Organism: Colletotrichum chrysophilum
Lineage: Eukaryota; Fungi; Ascomycota; Sordariomycetes; Glomerellales; Glomerellaceae
Exons: 2
Coding region: 1-1992 (663 amino acids)
Biological process (GO): copper ion import; intracellular iron ion homeostasis; iron ion transport
Cellular component (GO): plasma membrane
Molecular function (GO): ferric-chelate reductase activity
Source: RefSeq, a predicted model, not a curated record